AUGUUUCUUUCAUGUGCACUAUCUGUUUCGAUUGCGUUACCCGAGGAAGCGAAACUGCAGAAGAGACAGCGCUCUCUGAAAAUAGAUCAAACGACUCAUAAACAACAACAAAAAGAACAACAAUCACGCCGCUUGACAAACCAAGAACUGGUUUACUUUCCACAGCCAGAACUUGAUUGGAUGGUUCGUCUCGACGAAAGAAUGGAUUUUGGCAAUGGUGUCGUGACAAGCCCUUUUGAAGACAGCAUUGUAUAUGUCACAACAUACAGCGGCACUUUGAUCGCAUUGAGUUCCAAGGACGGUGAUAUUAUAGCAACUGUGAAUCCAACACCGAUAUCACGCGUAAUCGAAGACGGCAAAGCCCAACAGUGGUUAAUACACUGUACGUCGGGCAUUUCAUUUGCAACUACACGGUCUGGCAACAACUUUCUGGUUUAUUCUAUCGUCGACGAACCCCCAGAUUUGCCUGGUAUAGAUUUCAAGCCAAAAGCCCGUGUGGUUGCUGUAUCAAUACCAUCACACAAAAUCAUGUGGACAUCUAUUGAGUUACCCGGAAUACCAAGCGGAACACCACUUGUCUAUGGGGAUCAACUUCGAUCCGCAACAUCCAUGUACAUCGUUUUGAUUCACAAUAGCAGAGUCUCGGGAAUUCGUAAUACGACAACACACACUGGCCACAUAACACUACUAAAUCCGUCGAAAGGCACAGUGAUAUGGGAAGAGGCAGAAUGGUUACUGGAUGAUUCCCCCAAGGGAUACGCGCCGCCUUCAAUGGCAUCAAACCCAUUACGUGGAAUGUAUGCAGGAGGAAAGGAUAACACAAAUGGAAUCGUGAUAUGGGCAAGUAACGAUGCAGAUGGGCGAGGUACAGUGGGGAACACAUACAUAUUUCAGCUACCGAGUGAUUUUGAGGAAGAACCUCUCUAUCUAAAUUCCCUUCAAACCAAGGUCUUGAAGAGUGUUAGUUGGAAUGCUAUGGCCAAGCCUGCAAUCAGCAAAAAUGGGAAAAAGAUGUUUUUUGGAGUCACUGGAAAUCAAUUAAGGGGUUGGAUCGGGGAUUCUCGUUUCGACCAAACUGCAGACUGGUCCUCACAACUCUUCAAGGAUAAUCUUGACCCCAAAGCCCCCAUACCCUCAAAUCCUAUUCUAUCCAUGGAUGAGAAUCGACUAUUCGUCUCCUCUUCGUCUUAUGACCUGGCUUGCAUCAACACUCGCAACGGGAAAGCAAACUGGGCAGUUUCUGGUACAUCUGCGUUCUUGUCCGAGGCUAGGAUAUCAGCAGAUGAUAAAAGGCUAUACGUGGUGCAAUCAGCAGACGGUAGAAUCUUUUGCCUCGAUCAAAUCACCGGUGACUAUCUUUGGCAAGGAAGCUGUGACCAGUUCGAAGAAGACUGCUCCAAUUCUGUGCGUUCAGACUUUGAUCUUUCUUCGUCCGGCCAAUUCUUGUACUUUGCUGAUGUCAAGGGUCGCUUGAUAUCAUUGAAACUCGGCGAAAUGGAAGAGGUAGUUGAACCUAUGGCAGCACCUAUUUGGUCUGGCCCAUUUUUGCCUACAAGCAAUGUUGACUGGAAUAGCAAUCCCACAGAAGAAGAGGUGACGAAUGGAUCGAUCCCUGGAGGAACAAUUGCACUUCUUGUACUUACAACAAUUUUUGCAAUCUCGUCGACGGUGUAUAUUGUAAUGGUUCGUCGAAGAAAAUAUCCAGAACCCCCAACUCUCGAUUCGUUUCGUGAUGAACACAAUUAUGGCUCCGAUCCUUACGAAGAUUCCUUAAUAAUACAGCACUCUUCAAAAUCGGUACAUGCAGAUGUUGGUCCAUCAGAAACAGUGCACGUCUCAGACGGUUUCAUCUCCUUGUCCCGGUCCUUUGAAUCCGACGAAUCUUCGAUUGAGGGACCCUACUUUCAUCCAGCUGAUCGGAUAUCUGUCUUGAUGGGAACAGCAAACAGAAUUGCUCCACUGAAAGAAGACUUUUCCUAUGGUGCAAGUGUUCUAGUAUAG
This is a messenger RNA of Cylindrotheca closterium, 2001 nucleotides long. The record is from the annotation of a GenBank genome assembly. NCBI's taxonomy places the organism in Eukaryota, Bacillariophyta, Bacillariophyceae, Bacillariales, Bacillariaceae.